This is a messenger RNA of Trypanosoma cruzi, 577 nucleotides long. RefSeq names its product amino acid permease, putative. Gene Ontology annotation, biological process: amino acid transmembrane transport. The annotation marks the transcript as partial. The transcript has a single exon. Gene Ontology annotation, molecular function: amino acid transmembrane transporter activity. Lineage: Eukaryota; Euglenozoa; Kinetoplastea; Trypanosomatida; Trypanosomatidae. The record is from RefSeq and is a predicted model, not a curated record.
UGAGGUGUACGAAGAAAUGUACAAGCCAAGUGUUACGCGCCUCACGAAGGGUGCCGGACUUGGUGUUUUUCUAUGCUUCUUUCUUUACCUGUGUUCUGGUUUGUUUGGCUACCUGGACUUUGGCCCGGCAUUGACAGGCUCCGUCCUGAAGCGGUACAACCCGAUAGAGGACAAGAUGAUGGGGGUUGCUUAUGCGGGUAUGGUAUUAAAACUGUGUGUUGGAUACGGGCUACACAUGAUUCCAGUGCGUGAGGCUGUUUACCACGUGCUCCACAUUGAUGUGAAGACGAUUGGAUGGUGGAAGAACGCACUGGUCUGUGGCUUUAUGGCGACGCUGUCACUCAUUGGUGGCCUAUUUAUUCCCAGCAUCACGAUUGUGUUUGGCCUUGUUGGCGGGUUCUCUGGGGGCUUCAUUGGCUUUAUCUUCCCUGCCCUGCUGUACAUGUACAGCGGCAACUGGACACUGCAGUCGGUUGGGUACUUUCACUACAUCGGGACGCACUUUCUGCUGUUUGUCGGUGUGAUCGGUGUUGUGUUUGGGACCGCAUUUGCCGCUUACGGUGAGGCGAUGCAUUGA